Messenger RNA from Acanthisitta chloris (rifleman), 1008 nucleotides. RefSeq names its product b(0,+)-type amino acid transporter 1-like. The record is from RefSeq and is a predicted model, not a curated record. Gene Ontology annotation, cellular component: membrane. The transcript is spliced from 4 exons. NCBI's taxonomy places the organism in Eukaryota, Metazoa, Chordata, Aves, Passeriformes, Acanthisittidae. Gene Ontology annotation, molecular function: L-amino acid transmembrane transporter activity. The annotation marks the transcript as partial. Gene Ontology annotation, biological process: amino acid transmembrane transport.
AUGAGGAAGAGGAAGACAACAGAUUCACCUCAUUCAUCCACAGAUCUGAGUGAAGGGAAGGAGAAACUAAGACUGAAGCAAGAGGUUGGCCUGAUUAGUGGAGUGUCAUUAAUUGUAGGCACUAUGAUAGGCUCAGGGAUCUUUAUGUCCCCUGAGUGGGUACUACAUCAUAUGGGGAACCCUGCCAGCAGCCUGCUUAUCUGGGCAGCAUGUGGUCUCCUGGCCAUGUUUGGAGCCUUGUCGUACGCUGAGCUUGGAACGAUAAUUAAAGAGUCUGGAGGAGAAUAUAUUUACAUCUUGAGAAUUUUUGGUUCUUUUCCUGCUUUCCUUUUUGCCUACACUUCUGUCAUCCUGGUGAGACCAGCUGGUUUGGCAGCUGUCUGUCUGAGCUUUGCUGAAUAUGCUGUUGCACCAUUCUACCCAGGAUGCUCAUCUCCGCAGGUUGUCGUCAAAUGUACAGCUGCUGCCUGCAUUCUCCUUUUAACUAUCAUCAACUGUCUCAACGUGAGGCUGGCAACAUCUGUUAUGAACAUUUUUACAGCUGCCAAACUCUUGGCUUUGUUGGUGAUCGUGGUGGGUGGAUUGGUGCUACUUGCCAAGGGACAAACUCAGAGUUUUCAAAAUGGUUUUCAAGGCACGACUGCAAGUAUCGGGGCAGUUGGAGUGGCGUUUUACCAGGGACUCUGGUCCUAUGAUGGGUGGAACAACCUGAACUAUGUAACUGAGGAACUGAAGAAGCCUGAGGUGACCCUUCCCAGAGCUCUGAUGAUUGCCAUUCCUUUGGUUACAUGCCUGUAUUUGCUGGUAAACGUGAGCUACUUAGCAGCCAUGGCUCCCUCUGAACUGCUGUCUUCAGGAGCUGUGGCCGUCACUUGGGGGUGAGCUCUGCUUGGCAGCUGGGCAUGGCUUAUCUCCCUGUCAGUGGCACUGUCUACGUUUGGUUCAUCGAACGGCACGUUCUUCAGUGGAGGCCGUGUGUGCUACAUUGCUGCAAGAGAAGGCCAUAUG